ACUGAUGAAUUAGAACAAGUAUAAAAUGUGCAUUUUUGACCCACGGACUGCAUAAAUAUCCAGUUAUUUACAUGAUUAAAACUAUCUUAGGUUAAUUUAUUCAUAUAUAUAUAAAAAUAUAUCAAAAUGCAUAAUAAGAGUAAAAAAGAAUUUAAAAUCAGUGGAAAAUUCAAAAAUGUCACAAAGUUCAAAUCGAAGACACCGGCGCAAGAUCGCCUUCAAAAAUUUCAAAAAGUGAUCACUUCAAAUAUUGACGACUGUAAAAAAUUACUUGAUGAAAGUACUGUUGUGAAUAAGCCAGCUAAUAUCACAAAAUCCGGUCCAAUUAAUAUUGUUCCAAAUGAAGAGACCAUUCUCAACAAUAACAAAACUUUUAGCGGAGAUAAAAUGACGAAAAUAAGUAAAUUCAAAAUUAAUGAUACCAAACGUCCAUCUCCUGUUCAAAGUGGCUUGAAAAUCAGUGACAAAUCGAAAAACGUUAAAAAAUUCAAAUCGAAGACGUCAGCUCAGAAUCGUCUAUUGAGUAUUCCAAAAUUAAUAUCAACAAAUCUAAAUGAGAUAUCGAGUACAUCGCCGGGCGCGAUUAAACACAGAAUUAAUGAAACUGAUUCGGAAAAAUUGGUUGAAAUCAGAAAGAAUAAAAUCCAUUGCUCUGUAGAUUCAGCACAGAAACGAAAUAUCGAUAAAAUUGAUAAAAAUGAUGGCCAAUUGAAAGAACCGUCGACGGGGUUCGGUAGUCUGUUUAUAGUAAGGUUCUUAACUCGAUGUUCAGAGAAUGGAAAAAAAUUGUACAGGAAAAUUUUCGACACAUUUCAGCAUGUAAAACCUUCGAAUGUUUGUGAUAAAAAAGUGGAGCCGAUAGUCGAUUAUUCAACGUUGAGUUAUCAAAAACUCGAAAGUAUGACUGUGGAAAUUCUAUCGUCGACAUCUUACAUUGUGCCGGAUACGAAUGUAUUUAUCCAUUCAUUAGCAUCAAUCAAAACGAUUAUUGACGAAGGCUCAAAUUUGAAAAAGCCAAAAAUGUUUAUUCCAUGUGUGGUGCUUCAAGAACUGGAUCAAUUGAAACGCAGAGAAAAUACUGCAUUCAAUGCGAUACGUGCAAUAGGCUACAUUUAUGAGGAACAAAAGUCGAAAAAUCCACGAUUGCUAGGUCAAAAAGCGACGAUGGACAGUGAACACCUAAUCGAAGUAAACAGUCCAGACGAUAGAAUCCUCAACUGUUGUUUACAAUUGAAAAAUCAAUCGAAAACUGUGACUUUGUUGACCAAUGAUAAGAAUCUCAGCAUCAAGGCGCAAUUUAAUGGCAUUGAUACCAUCACGGCGAAGAAAUGUUUAGAGAUUUAUUAAAUGAAAGAUCGCAAAAAGACUGACUUGAUGAUUAUCCGUGUUAAUUGUCCAAAAGUAGAUUGUCUAUAAACAAUGUUCGAAUUUGUUUUAUCCAAUUUAAGAAUUUACCAAAAUGUCAAACAAUAUUUUUUUAAUGUAUAUCGUAACGAAGUGCCAGAAACAGUUGUGCAUGACCACAAUGUUCAAAAUUAGCAUAUAAAGUACAAAUGUUUACAAUUUGCUGGAAUGCAAUAAAAAGUGAAAAUAAAAGACAAGCAAAGGAAUUGUAUCUAACCCUGAAAAUAGAA
Contarinia nasturtii (swede midge) is the source of this 1634-nucleotide messenger RNA. Its product is annotated as transcriptional protein SWT1-like. The transcript is spliced from 5 exons. The record is from RefSeq and is a predicted model, not a curated record. NCBI's taxonomy places the organism in Eukaryota, Metazoa, Arthropoda, Insecta, Diptera, Cecidomyiidae. Gene Ontology annotation, cellular component: nucleus. The coding region runs from base 127 to 1347 and encodes 406 amino acids.